CCUCAACUCGACGGUCCAAAUCCCUCGAAUUCGAAUCGUCCCCUCCUCCAACGGUCGGCUUCGGAGCGGCACCUACACCCAGACCCAUGGCGGCGGCGGCGGCGGCGGGAGAGCUGGCGAUGCUCGACGCGGAAACGCUGGCGCUGAUGGCGGGCGGACCCGAGGCGGCGCAGGUGGCCGUGUGCGGCGAGUUGGAGACGUUCAAGGAGAACGUGCGGCCGCUGAAGCGCGGGCGCAACGUCGGCCUCCUCAACCGCGCCCUCAAGGCGCACGCCGACCCCGCCCAGCGAUCCGCGCUCCUCGCAGAACGAAGGAGGAUGAUUGAAGCAAUAGAAGAGUACCAGGGCGAAGAUCCGCUGCAGCCGUGGGUAAACUGCAUCAAAUGGGUUCAGGAGUCGUUUCCGGCUGGCGGGGAAUCUUCGGGGCUGGUGGUGAUCUACGAACAGUGCGUGCGCGCCUUCUGGCAUGACGAGAGGUACAAGGGCGACCUCCGGUACCUCAAAGUGUGGCUAGAAUAUGCUGGGAAUUGUGCUGAUGCCGAGGUGAUAUUCAGGUUCCUCGAGGCCAACCAGAUCGGUGACGGCCAUGCUGUUUUCUACAUUCAUUAUUCAUCGCUAAUGGAGUCGAAGAACAAGCUAAAGAAAGCUAACGAGAUUUAUAAUCUUGGAAUAGCUAGGAAAGCAAAGCCUGUUGAGAAGUUGGAAACUGCAUACAGGGCCUUUCUUCGGAGAUCAACCAAAAAGAAGGAACACUCUGAGGAUGAGGCAGCAACUGAUGAUCAGCCAGUACGCAGAUUCGGUAGUGACUUGAACCAUGGUGAAAGCAGAGGCCAUCAUGCAGAGAAUUCACACCUGUUGGCAAAACCUAGAGUAAAACUCCAAAGAAUCGAUGUUAACAAGCCAAUUUCAGUUUACAAAGAGAAUUCAGUACCAAGUCAGGGCCUAGCUAGGAGCAAAGAUAGGACCUGGAACACCCUUGGAACACAAGCAGACAGGAACAAAGAAAAUAGCAUGAUGCCUGCUAAGUGGACUUCACACAAGAUUCCACAGAAGGUAGGAGGACGACCAGCAGCUCCGUCAUCUCGUGUCAGCUCCAUUGAGGUCUUCGUUGAUGAAGAAUGUGCCAAGGAACCAGCUCCUCCUCAAGUGCCAAAGAGUACAAAACCGUCUGUUCUGAAGCUUAGGGAAGCAAUAACCAGAAACCUUAAGAAGGAAACUGAAUUGCUUAAGGAGAAUCCGCUGCGCAACUUCCCGCUGAGCAGCCUUAGAUAAUCCAGUUAUUUGACUUUGCAAUGAUUCCAUUUGUUAAUGAUUUGUUGUUUGAAUGUUCUCCCUUUAUGCCAGAAUGAGCUUUAGCCUCUAAAGCUUGUAAAUGCAGAAAUCCUAUUUUUGGCUUGUCUGAGUGUUGUAUCUUGUACACUAAGUUGAUUGAUUAAUCCUCAUCGAGGUGAGGAUUGAAUAAGACCUUCCUUUUUUCCACAAAGAUAUAAUAGUUGGGAUGUCCAUGAGUUGCAUACA
Brachypodium distachyon (stiff brome) is the source of this 1517-nucleotide messenger RNA. RefSeq names its product mitotic spindle checkpoint protein BUBR1. NCBI's taxonomy places the organism in Eukaryota, Viridiplantae, Streptophyta, Magnoliopsida, Poales, Poaceae. The record is from RefSeq and is a predicted model, not a curated record. Gene Ontology annotation, molecular function: protein kinase activity. The coding region runs from base 87 to 1271 and encodes 394 amino acids. Gene Ontology annotation, biological process: mitotic spindle assembly checkpoint signaling; meiotic sister chromatid cohesion, centromeric. The transcript is spliced from 11 exons.